Lachancea sp. 'fantastica' is the source of this 684-nucleotide messenger RNA. Lineage: Eukaryota; Fungi; Ascomycota; Saccharomycetes; Saccharomycetales; Saccharomycetaceae. The record is from the annotation of a GenBank genome assembly.
AUGUUUGCCAAAAGAUUUGCUCAAAAGGCACCAACUAUGGCCCCAUUGAUGGCCAAGAGAACCAAAGUUACGUUGCCAGACUUGAAAUGGGAUUUCGGCGCUUUGGAGCCUCACAUUGCUGCUAAAAUCAAUGAACUUCACUACACUAAGCACCACCAAACAUAUGUGAACGGCUUCAACGCUGCUUCUGAACAAUUUGGCGAGUUGGAAAACAAACUGACAGGAGACCCCAAACAAGACGUGGCAGUUGUCAAGCAACUCGUGGCGUUGCAGCAGAAUAUCAAGUUCCACGGCGGUGGUUUUACCAACCACUGCUUGUUCUGGGAAAACUUGGCUCCUUCAUCGCAAGGUGGUGGAGAAGCUCCUUCUGGAGCCUUGGGCAAACAGAUCGAAUCCCAAUUCGGCUCUUUGGACAAGUUGAUUGCUCAGACCAACGCUAAGCUUGCUGGUAUCCAAGGCUCCGGUUGGGCCUUCAUCGUCAAAAACGCUGAAAAUGGUGGCCAGAUCGAGGUUGUUCAGACCUACAACCAGGACACCGUUACCGGUCCAUUGAAGCCAUUGGUGGCCAUUGACGCCUGGGAGCACGCCUACUACUUGCAGUACCAGAACCGUAAAGCUGACUACUUCAAGGCCAUCUGGAACGUUAUUAACUGGAAAGAGGCCGAAAAGAGAUUUGAUGCUUAA